AUGUUGGCUUGGAAACCUGUCCUCAACCAAUCCGGUCCUACGGAGUUUGUCUUCCGGGUGUUCACCACUGUCCCGGAACUCCAGGUCCUUCUCUUCCUUCUCUUCCUCCUCCUCUACCUCAUGAUCCUCUGUGGCAAUACGGCCAUCAUCUGGGUGGUCUGCACACACAGCUCCCUCCACACACCCAUGUACUUCUUCCUAUGCAACCUCUCCUUCCUGGAAAUGUGCUACACCACUGUUGUGGUGCCCCUGAUGCUUUCCAACAUUUGGGGGCCUCAAAAGCUCAUUUCACUGGCUGCUUGUGGAGCCCAAAUGUUCUUCUUUAGCACCCUUGGCAGCAUUGACUGCUUUCUGCUGGCAGUGAUGGCGUAUGAUCGCUAUGUGGCCAUCUGCCACCCGCUGCACUACACCCUCAUCAUGACCCACAAGCUUUGUGUUCAAAUGAUGGUUGGCUCGCUUGCUCUCGCUGUCAUCCUCUCCCUCAUGCUCAUUGGCUCAGUUUUCACCCUGCCCUUCUGUGGGUGCCAUCAGGAAAUUAACCACUUCCUCUGUGACGUGGCUGCAGUCCUGCGUCUGGCCUGUGCUGACAUCCACGUGCACCAGGGAAUCCUCUACCUUGCAAGUUUCUUCGUGUUGACUGUUCCCUUCCUGCUUAUCAAUAUCUCCUACCUGCUAAUUGCCCACACCAUCCUCCGCAUCCGCUCUGCAGAGGGCCGCAGCAAAGUUUUCUCCACCUGCUCCUCUCACCUCACUGUGGUCUUGAUUCAGUAUGGGUGUUGCAGCCUGGUCUACUUGCGACCACGCUCCAGCACCUCAGAGGACGAAGAACGAAAACUCGCGCUGGUCUACACCUUUAUCACUCCCUUACUCAACCCUCUGAUUUACACACUCAGGAAUAAAGAUAUCAAAGGGGCACUGAAGAUAGCCAUCGUCAGUAAAUCAACCUCUGGCAACAAAGGGGUGGGAAACUGA
Molecule: messenger RNA, 972 nt
Organism: Ochotona princeps (American pika)
Lineage: Eukaryota; Metazoa; Chordata; Mammalia; Lagomorpha; Ochotonidae
Product: olfactory receptor 10Q1-like
Exons: 1
Coding region: 1-972 (323 amino acids)
Biological process (GO): G protein-coupled receptor signaling pathway
Cellular component (GO): membrane
Molecular function (GO): G protein-coupled receptor activity; olfactory receptor activity
Source: RefSeq, a predicted model, not a curated record